AUGGGGCUCAGGGGUCUGGGGGUGUCAGUGACCCCAGGGGGGUCUCACAGCCCCCUCCCCACACCCCUUUCCCCCCCAGACGAGCCCACGCGCUCCCUGAGCGGGCUGAUCCUCAAGAACAACGUCAAGGCUCACUUCCAGAGCUUCCCCCCGCCCGUGGCCGAGUUCAUCAAGCAGGAGUGCCUGAACCACCUGGGCGACGCCUCCUCGCUCAUCCGGGCCACCAUCGGUAUCCUGAUCACCACCAUCGCCUCCAAGGGCGAGCUGCAGAUGUGGCCGGAGCUGCUGCCCCAGCUCUGCAACCUGCUCAACUCCGAGGACUACAACACCUGCGAGGGGGCUUUUGGGGCGCUGCAGAAAAUCUGCGAGGACUCCUCGGAGCUGCUGGACAGCGACGCCCUGAACCGGCCCCUCAACGUCAUGAUCCCCAAAUUCCUGCAGUUCUUCAAGCACUGCAGCCCCAAAAUCAGGUCCCACGCCAUCGCCUGUGUGAACCAGUUCAUCAUGGACCGGGCGCAGGCGCUGAUGGAGAACAUCGACACCUUCAUCGAGCACCUGUUCGCGCUGGCGGUGGACGAGGACCCCGAGGUGCGGAAGAACGUGUGCCGGGCGCUGGUGAUGCUGCUGGAGGUGCGCAUCGACCGCCUGAUCCCGCACAUGUACAGCAUCAUCCAGUACAUGCUGCAGCGGACGCAGGACAGCGACGAGAACGUGGCGCUGGAGGCCUGCGAGUUCUGGCUGACGCUGGCCGAGCAGCCCAUCUGCAAGGACGUGCUGACGGCGCACCUGGUGCAGUGAGUGACCC
Passer montanus (Eurasian tree sparrow) is the source of this 805-nucleotide messenger RNA. RefSeq names its product transportin-2-like. Gene Ontology annotation, molecular function: small GTPase binding; nuclear import signal receptor activity. Gene Ontology annotation, biological process: protein import into nucleus. The transcript has 6 exons. Gene Ontology annotation, cellular component: cytoplasm; nucleus. Bases 1 to 798 code for a protein of 265 amino acids. Lineage: Eukaryota; Metazoa; Chordata; Aves; Passeriformes; Passeridae. The record is from RefSeq and is a predicted model, not a curated record.